AUGGUGCGGGAGGUGCUCGCCGGUGUCGCGGCGGCCCGCUGGGCGGCGGACAACCUGGCGAGACGACUUGAGAAGGGGCUGCGGGAGGCGAAGGAAGUCAUCGCCUGCUCCCAGGCGCAGCUGGAGUGCGGUUCGGGCGGCGACGCCCCGGAGGCGGAGGCCCGCCGCCGCGAAGCCAUCGCGCGGCCCGCCUUGGUUGCGCGCGUCCGCGGACGCCGCGAAACCAGGGCGCAGCGGCUGCGGCGGCACGUCGCGUGGCAUGCCGAGCGCUGCCCGUCGGCAGACGCCCCUCCGCAGGCAUGGCGCAGGGCUCAACGCGGGCCGCGCCUCCCAGGAGGGCCCCUUCCUGGUGAUGGGCACGGCUGUGUGGCGCAGAGUGCCAGCGUGUGUGAGGUGGAGACCUGCGUCUGCGAAGUGCAGCCGCCGAUUGAGUGCGCAUUGGAUGUCUGCGUGGCCGAAGCGCCAGCGCGGCUGCCCAGCGCCCGAGUGGCGGCCGCGAGGACCCCGCUGCGGUCUAGCGCCCAGCCGCGCCUCCCCGAGUGGGCGCGUUGGGCCGCGCUGCUGGAGGAGCUCGGCGUGGCGCAGCUGGCCGAGCAGGGCUGCAGCGAGGUCGGCGCCGAGAGCACCGAGGCGGAGGAGAUCAUGGAGCCGCCCCUGGCCGCGGACAGCGUCGACUGCUCCGCGGGCGAUGGCCACUCGAGCUCGGAGGGCGCGUUCGUUUCGUUCCUGGACGGCUUCUCGGUGGCGGCGGUGGCGCGUGCGGCCAAGGGGCCGAAGUCGGGAGUUGAGUCGCUCCUGGACUUGGCCGAGGCCCGCGCCCUCGGCGUCCGCCUCGGAGGUGCAGGUUGCGCAGAUGCCGAGGAGCACGGCAUGGGGCUCGCGGCGGCCUUGGCUGCGCGUGAGGUCGUCGCUGUCUACGGCUGCGAGCCCGAGGAGGAUCGCGCCAUGGCGGCGCGUUGCUCGGCGUGGCGGCCGAACCGCGCGGCGACUUCCGAGAGCGAGGACAGCUUCGUGGGGGACUCGGAGUUCGAGGAUCUCGAGUCUGAGCACUGGCAGUUCCUGCGUGACGAGUUCUCGGACGGCAGCGAGCAGGCCGCGGAGCACGAGGGGCUGCGGUUGCUCGAGGCGGCUCAGGACUUCGGCCAGGCUGAGCGAGGCUCGCGGGCGGCGGCGCUGGCGUGGCGCGCGGCUGCCCUCCGCCGUUCCCUGGAGGCUCACUGGCAGCUCGCCAACCGCGCGGGCGCCCACGCUCCCAAGUUCGGGGAGGCGAUCGCGGCCGCGCGGGUCUUCGGGGCGAAGUUGGCUGCAGGGGCUGUGCAGGUUUCGCCCGCGCCGAGCAUUGGCGACGGCGAGGGCGACGGCGGCUCGGGCCUUUCUGCCUCCGAGCGGAGCCUGGCGGCGGAGCUCGGGGGCAAGAGGGGGCAGGACGAGCUGGAGAGCGUGGACGCGGUGUGGGAGAGCGACGUCGCUGUCGAGGUCUGCGUCGCCGAGCCCGCCGCGGAGCCCUGCCAUCCCGCGGGGCCACGGGCGCGCCGGUGGUCAGGCGCCCUGCCGUGCAGGUCGCGGCGCACGCCGCUGCGGGGCGGGGCCGUGCCGUACUCGGUGGUCGAGGCGUUGGGCUGCGGGCCCCUGGCUCCUGCGGACAGGGUGGGCCGUGCGCCGCUGCCUCCCGUCUUGGGACAUGCGAGUGCAGAGCGUGGUGCUAGCGGUCGUGCCAGCGUGGACGGCAGUGCUGAUGCCAGCGACGUUGGCUCCUCGAGGCCGUCUACUCGUGGGCCAGUCGAGUAUGCCGACGACGUCGUGCCGCACCUGGGCGGUUGCUGCGUCGGCAGCGACGACAUCGUGGAGGGGCCCGCGGGGGGCUCGGCCAACGAGGACGCCGUCGGCAUGGAGCCCCUGGUCGCGGACUCCGUCGGCUGCACGGCGGGCGAUGGCCACGCGGGCUCGGAGUGCGGUUUCGUGUCAUUCCUGGACGACUUCUCGGUGGCGGCGGUGGCGCGUGCGGCCCAGGGGCCGAAGUCGGGAGUUGAGUCACUCCUGGACUGGGCCGAGGCCCGCGCCCUCGGCCAGAUGGCGCGGGCGGGAUCGCCGCGUGGCGGUUCCUGGCAUUCGGCGCAGCGGCGCUCGCGCGCCGAGCGGACCGCUGCGCGUCGGCGGGCGCAGGAUGCAUGCGACCGCGGGCUGGAGGCGGCGCGUGCGGAGGCAGAGGCCCUGAGUGCGGAGCUCGACGAGUGCCACUCGUGGCUCGACGCGCUCGGUCGGGCCCUGGGCGACGGGGCGGUGGCCCGGCGGCUUGCCGCAGUCGCUCCGGCCCUUGCUGCCCUGCUGGGGGGGUUCAUGCCGACGGUGAGCGUCAAGUUAGGGCGCGACGUCGCGCUUCAUUCGGCAGCCGAGGGGCUGGACGUCGACAUCUGCGUCGCCGCGCCUUUGGCGCGCCUUCUGCCGGCGCUGGCUGCGGAGGCCCCCCGGCCUGAGCGCGGGCCAGUGCAGAUGCGGGCUGAGGCGGCCCCUUCCUGGCCGCGUCGGCCUGCGGGCUGCUGGGCCAUGCUGGGGCCCGCCCGCGUCGACGUGCUCCUCGCUGCCCUCGGCGCCGCGCCGGCUGUCGAGGUCGCGGGCGGCACCGUGUGGCAGGUGACGGACGGCAGCGACCUACCAGCAGGCUCAGGGCACAAGCUGGAGGACGUGGCCGAGUGCACGCGCAAGUACUGCUCGGGUCUGGGCGAGGCGGAGCGCGGGGGCCUGUGCGAACACGCAGGCGGCACCAAGUGUCUGGCGACGGGAAGCCGCGGUUUGCUAGCAGGCUCCGUGGGCAAUGCUGAGGCGGACCUCGAGGAGGAGGAGUUCGUCUCGGAUGGCAGCGAGCGCGGCUCGGCCCUGGGAGAGGCGGAGCACGGGGGCACGGCAAUGCACGGCAGCGACGACGGCUUCGAUGACGGCUACCCUGAAGCGGAGCAGGACUUCGACUUUCAUGCCCGCAUGAGGGCCAGCGACGAAGCUUGGCAGGCUGCCCUGGCAGCCCGACUGAGGGCCAGGGAUGAAGCCUGGGAGGCCAGCCUCGAGGAGUCGAUCGAGCCGCGGCAGCGCCCCCAGGGCGGCCCCAGGGGCUGCGACAGCGACAACGAGUCGGGCAGCGAGGCGGCGGGCAGCCAGGUCUGGAGCGAGACGGAGGUCGCGAGCUUCCUGGAGGCGUCUGCGGAGGAUACCCCGUACAGCGAUCGGUUCCAGAGGGCGCUCCUGCAGUCCGGUCUCUUGCACGUCAAGCACAGGUCGCUGCUCGAGCGCUCCGUCCUGAGCAUGGUCACGAUCUUCGUGCUCCUGCUGUGGCUCUUCCACCUGCGUCGGCCUCUGCGCGCAUCCCCUGCGGCCUGUGUAUAG
Molecule: messenger RNA, 3375 nt
Organism: Prorocentrum cordatum
Lineage: Eukaryota; Dinophyceae; Prorocentrales; Prorocentraceae
Source: the annotation of a GenBank genome assembly